AUGUACAAUCAACAUGUCAAUCAAUGUUAUCAUGGCGUAAAUCAUGAUCUGUUUGCAGAGACCUUAAAUCAGGCACAAGAUCAAGCAUGUGUGGCCACCAGCAACGUCUACCCAUGUGUCACUUCUACUACAUACCACGCUCAACAGAUGUUGGCCUCACCUUCACUUGAGGAGCAAGAGGAGAUUGGGUGGUACAGACAGGAUAAUACCUACUAUCAGCAGCAACCAGCGCAAGUCGGUCAUAGCUUAAAUUCCCUCUCUUGUACAUUUGGCCCCAAUGAUCUGACAAGCCCUCAGGAGCUUGUGUUGUUUAACCUAUUGCAAGAUCAACAGCAACAAGGCAUAUGCUAUCAAGACAGUCAAUUAAUUCAACACGAUGAGCAGGACCCAUCGUUGAAUGAAUGGGUGCUUGUCAAUUCUAAUCACAUCGAUCUACAUCCCAUCAAUCACUCGAAUGGCCUUCUUCCGCUCUCUCCUAUGAGUAUGCCAUCAGCUGAUAAUUUUGAUUCGUCUCCCCUGGUGGGUGGUGGUGCCUCUUUUUCUCAUCGCAUGUACUCCCAAACAGAUUCAUCUCUUCCUCAUCAUCUAUUAUCAGCACCACCAACAGCAGCAACAGCAGCAGCUCAAAGACACUAUUAUCAUCACCACUUAAUAUUCAACAACAGCCAUUCUGACAUCUUUGCAUCUCAAUUUACUAGUAAGAGUAUUCAAUCACAAGAAAUGGCACAAAUGCAAUAUCAACAAGAGUUAGAACAAGUGUAUCAAAUGAAUGAGAUUAAACAAAAAGAUUAUUUCACCUUUGAUAAACAACAACAACAACAACAACAACAACAACAACAACAACAACAACAACAACAACAACAACAACAACGACCUAAACAGCGGAAAAAGACCACUAGAAGAAGAGCUUCUCGUAGCCAGCUUCAAUGCACAACAUGUUUCAAGACCUUCUCUCGUCCAUACAACCUCAAAUCACAUCAGAGAACACACACAAAAGAACGCCCAUUUCAAUGCCUUCAUCCUGAAUGUGGAUGGACAUUUGCUCGUCCUCAUGAUCUCAAAAGACACGAGCUUUUACACUCUGGUGUCAAACCAUUUGCAUGUGUCUGUGGUAAGCGGUUCGCAAGAAGCGAUGCUUACAAGAGACAUCAAUCUGUAGACAUCAAUUGUGCCAUUUCCACUACCCCUCAACAAAGAAAAAAACGACCAAGAAGCAACAAUAUAACUGAAGACACAACUUUAUGA
Messenger RNA from Mucor velutinosus, 1245 nucleotides. Its product is annotated as protein phosphatase 2A regulatory subunit cdc55. Gene Ontology annotation, molecular function: DNA-binding transcription factor activity, RNA polymerase II-specific; RNA polymerase II cis-regulatory region sequence-specific DNA binding. Gene Ontology annotation, biological process: regulation of transcription by RNA polymerase II. The transcript has 2 exons. Lineage: Eukaryota; Fungi; Mucoromycota; Mucoromycetes; Mucorales; Mucoraceae. The record is from RefSeq and is a predicted model, not a curated record. The coding region runs from base 1 to 1245 and encodes 414 amino acids.